Messenger RNA from Habropoda laboriosa, 1689 nucleotides. RefSeq lists its product as uncharacterized. The transcript is spliced from 8 exons. The record is from RefSeq and is a predicted model, not a curated record. The coding region runs from base 1 to 1689 and encodes 562 amino acids. Lineage: Eukaryota; Metazoa; Arthropoda; Insecta; Hymenoptera; Apidae.
AUGGAAAAGUCUACGGAUGUAUUUGCAUGGACUCGUAAAUUGGAAUGUCCACCAACAAUAUGUAAUGAUCCCGUAAAGAAAAUAUUACAUUCAGGACUUGUUGGACUAUUAUGGGAUGAUUUAACUGAAGUUAUGUUUACUGCUGAAGAAGCAAAAACUACACGAAAAAAUAUUUUAUUGCACCAUUUAAAACAAGGAACAUCUAACAAAGUUAUACAGUGCAUGGAACAUUUAUUGGAAUUAAAGUUCAAUAGAAAUGAAUUAAAGAAACAAAUAUCUAAGUUAGAAGAAGAAUAUGAACAACAGGAUUUUGUAGUUAGACAAAAAGUGCAAAAGCUACGGGAUAUCUCAUCUAAACGUUCUGAUAUAAAAGCAAGGAGAGAUUUACUGAAGAUGAAACAUGAUCAAACUAAUACACAACUUCGUGAUCUUAAUAGUAUGAGAUUGGUUUGUCAAUAUUUAAUGCCAAGUACUUGUAAAGAUUUAGAUACUAAGAUAUUGAUGGAAAUGUCAGGUGUAGUAACAAGUCUAUGGACUGGAGCAAAUAAAAGACAAGUAUGGGAUAUGGUAUCAAGUAAUCUUGUUCACAUUGAAGUUCCUACAUUAUGGCAUCACAUGUACCAAAAUUUAACAGAAGAUGUAGAUGCAUUAAUUAAAUCAGAAACUAUGAAAUCCAUAGACAAAGAUGAAAGAAGCAUAAAUGUAGGUUUUGCAAAAAUAUAUGGGCAGCAUAUUUGUGUGGUUGCUAAACGGUUAUUGUCUAAUGCAAAAGCAAAUAAUCAUCAACAAAAUGUGUUAGAAUUUAUAGAAAAAAUUGAGGUAGCUUCAAAUAAUUCUACAGAUGUGAGUGAGUGGUUAGCAUUAGCAUUGGAAGUCUGUAAAUUAGAAACUGAACAAAAAAUUUUACAAGUGGAACUUGAAAAAAUUCAAGAAAAUUUGCGUGAAAGUAAUGCAUUUGUAUUUGAUUUAGCAGAAUUAUCUUCAGAAAUUCAAAAUGUUGAUACUGAAAUUGUCGAAUGUGUCCAAGAUAUACAACAAUCUUUAAAUCUUUUAAAAUCUGCACCUAUGUUUCUUAUGCAGAUAAAAGAAAAAAUAAAUUUAGAGCUGCAAAAAAUAGCAGCCAUGCGUGCCGUUGGUCAUGACUGUACGAUAUUGAAUAACGAUUUAGCUGACGAAUUAGAUGUAUUUUAUGAUGUUUUAGAUAUCAAUGCUUUAAGAAAAGUCAUGCUAAAAGGAGAUGUUGGAAUUUAUAGGCAUAAAAAAAGUUGCAUUAGUGAAGCUUCUGUUCCAAUUACUAAUUUCCAAAUUUCUAAUAUUACAUCAUAUUUUCCACUGAUUCAAACACCAGUAUAUUCUUUACUAGAAUGCUACAAGAAUUUAGUAUCAAUGUUUGUUUAUAAAAAAUUCGAAUCUUUGGAAAGUGAAGAAAAUUUAAAUCCAUUUCAAUUACCUAUAGUAACCCAUAAAGAAAAUAACUAUAAUACAGUUGAACUUCUGAAUUUAUCGAAAGUUGUUAGUUCGAAAACGAAAACAGAAAUGGAUGAGUUUAAUGAAAUUUUAAAUGCUUGGAUAAAUCAAACAGUCCAAAAAGCAAUGGGUAUUAUCGAAAAAACUGUAGAAGAUGCAACUUUUUCAGAAUGGCGAGAACGCUAUGAUUUAUUGUUAUAUAUGUUGCAAAAUUCUACGUAA